UACAUUACUAAAUUUUACUCACAAGCAAUUGUUUACAGAAAAUCGUUCAAAUUUUGAGCAAAUUGACAAAAUAUAAACACCCAGUUGUGAUGUCAAGAGAACCAUCGAACCAAUUCGAGCCUGUUUCGAAUUUUGGGAGUAAUCUUUGUGAUGAGAAAUGGAAAGGUUGGUGUCGGCUCUGUGCUAAAGCUGAUGAAUACUGCGUUAAUGUCAUAUCGGGGGUGUAUCAAAAAUUUCCAAAUGAUACUGGUUUUAAUUACGACGUCAACUUGGCUUAUUUAAUAGCAAAAUAUUUUCAAAUCCAAAUACAGGAAGACGAAAAACUUUCUCGAGUAAUUUGCUUGGAGUGUUGCAAGUAUAUCACAGCCCUUAGUAAGUUUGGAGAGCGUGUAAGCAAUGUGCAACAAAUGUAUGAUGAACUUUAUAAGUGCAAAGAUAAAACAAAAUUUGAUGUAGAUUCACUAUUAGAAAAAUAUGACUUGUCCAAAAAUGAGUCCGUACUUGCACACCACGAAAACGAAGUGCCGAUUGAGGAAAUAUUCGUGGCUGGGUUGGCAGUUACAGUUGAAACUGAUCCUACCAUUGUUAAUAUCAAGAAGGAGGCCGUUACAGUUGCAGAACAGAUAGAUACAACGUUACCAGUUCAUAACGAGGAUGAUGAUGAUCCCAUCGGCGACAAAGAGCAAGAUAAAGAAGAAUCUUGUACACAAUUAGACUCUGAUAUCAGCAGCUCUAGUGAAGAAAAUUAUUCUGAUGACAAUGCCACCUCAUCAACAAAUAUAAGAAAACGAUUACAAAAAAAUAGUGGUGAGAAUCUUGAGAAGCACACAUGCAUCAUUUGUUCACAAUGUUUCCAACGUCGUAGGAACUACGCCACACAUAUGAAAAGAAAACAUGAUGUAAUAGUUUGUCCGGAAUGUCCCAGCUCAUUCAAAAAUAUUUUAAAUCUCAAAAAACAUAUUUUAGAACAUCGCAAUGCUUUUAAUUGUUCACAAUGUGAACAGAAAUUCGAGAAAAAGAGUAUUUUGAGUAAGCACGUAAAAGAUGUGCAUCGGAAGCCUGUUGGCAAGUUUGUUUGUGAAGCUUGUGGAGAAGCAAUGGUAACAAAAAGAGAACUGACUCUACAUAUGUUGAUACACACCGACUACAUCCCUUUUAAAUGUAAAGACUGUGGCAUGUGCUUCAAAGAAAAAUAUCGUUUUAAGAGGCACUGCGAAAUACACAGAGAUAAAGUCAUUUGUCCUAUAUGUGGGAAACAGCUAAGUUGUCAAGCCACAUUCAAAAAUCAUAUGCUAGUGCAUUCCGAUAAAAUGAAUCACAAAUGUGACUAUUGUGGUCGUGAAUUUAAGCGCGCUAAAGGAUUGAAAAGCCAUUUAUUACUCCACAGUGGACUAAAACCUUAUUCCUGUGAAUUUUGUGAGAGAACGUUUGAUAAUAGAUCAAAUUGCCGUUUUCACAUGAAGCUUAAACACCCAAAUGAAUUAACCGAAUUGGAAGCUUCAGGACAAAAAACAUAUACCAGUGUUCCGAGAUUGGAGGAGUUGAAAUCACUUGUAAGGCGGUCAGAGUAUCUGAAGCCUGUGAAUUUAAAGCGUGGCGGCGGAAAGUUAACAUCUCAACAUGGCAGUUCUGUAAACUCAGAAAAAUCUGAAAUGGAAACGCAAAGUUCCAAAAUUAUGAAGGAGCAUAGCGCUUUGAGUGUGUUCGAGCCGGAAAGUAAUUAUGGCUUGUAUUGCCACAGUGUCGAAUGAAUUUAUAAUUUAAUAUAUUGUCGGAUUGUAUAGUUUAUAUUGCAGCAAGGGGAUAACUAUUUUUCAAUUAUUUAAUAGUAGAAUUUUAUAGUAGUGAUGUGUGUUUGUAAAUUGAUUUUUUUUAAAUCAAAUAAAAAGUGAAAUAAUCUUAUGAUAA
Ceratitis capitata (Mediterranean fruit fly) is the source of this 1908-nucleotide messenger RNA. Its product is annotated as zinc finger protein weckle. Gene Ontology annotation, molecular function: zinc ion binding; DNA-binding transcription activator activity, RNA polymerase II-specific; RNA polymerase II cis-regulatory region sequence-specific DNA binding. Bases 90 to 1751 code for a protein of 553 amino acids. Gene Ontology annotation, biological process: regulation of transcription by RNA polymerase II. Gene Ontology annotation, cellular component: nucleus. Lineage: Eukaryota; Metazoa; Arthropoda; Insecta; Diptera; Tephritidae. The record is from RefSeq and is a predicted model, not a curated record. The transcript has 4 exons.